Messenger RNA from Fimicolochytrium jonesii, 1384 nucleotides. Its product is annotated as phosphatidic acid phosphatase type 2/haloperoxidase. Gene Ontology annotation, molecular function: phosphatidate phosphatase activity. NCBI's taxonomy places the organism in Eukaryota, Fungi, Chytridiomycota, Chytridiomycetes, Spizellomycetales, Powellomycetaceae. The transcript has 6 exons. The record is from RefSeq and is a predicted model, not a curated record. Gene Ontology annotation, biological process: phospholipid metabolic process. The coding region runs from base 301 to 1302 and encodes 333 amino acids.
GCUGCACAUGCAGUCCAACAACUUUGAAAUUUAGGCGCGGUGAUGUCAACUCGUCAUGCAAAUGGCUCCUCCGCCCCCCCAAGUGUCCCGUGGCCAACAAGUAUUGCCUUUGCCACUCGCCACCCUUCCAUUGACUAUCCGUUGCCAACCUGCGUCUGGGGAGGAGACGCCACGAGAACCCGCUCCCAGCACUGUCUUCAGUUUCGGAAGCCCUUGUGUGAAGUCGCCAUUCAACGAUAGCUCGGUUCUCACGAACGCAUAACCGAACUCCCACGGGCAAACCGACGACGACCAAGCACCAUGCCUGCUCUCUCUUGGAGGCAAAAGUGGGCUGAGAAGGGCGGGUUUGUAGCUGAUCCACAAGGAUGGAGUCUUCCGUCAAAACUUGACAUCCCAACGAAAUCCCGCCGCAGCUACGUCCUAGCCCGCAUCCUCGACUGGGUGCUCAUAAUCGUGUGCUUGAUCUUGACCCAAGUCUUCUACGCCUAUGUUACCAAGCCAGAAAUUUACUUCAACGUCAAUGACCAAUUCUACAUGGCACCCGUCCUUCCGGACAGGGUAUCUUCCUUUUUAUCUACGGUGGUCUCGGUCGCCAUCCCUAUCGCACUGAUAGUGAUUUUGAACUUGGUGUUUUACACCAGUUGGCCGGAUAUGUAUCAUGCUGUGACCGGGCUGGUUCAGGCUUUGGCAAUGACGAUGGUCACAUGUUCGUUCCUUUGGGCCACCAUCGGCGGGCUUCGUCCAUACCACAUCACGAAAUGCGAUCCAGAUCCAGCAAAGCUCGUUGCAGGACAGCUCUAUUAUACCGAGUCUGUUUGUCGCACGAAACUUGAAAAGGUUGAUUUGAACGGCUUUCCCUCCGGACACGCGGGAUCGGCAUUUACGUGCUGGGUCUUCCUGUCAUUCUGGAUGCAUGCAAAGCUGAAGCCAUACAAUGGAACAGCACAAUUCUACAAGCUUCUCGUCACAUUCAUCCCACUGAUCGUGGCAGGGUACAUCUCGCUGACACGCAUCAUGGACUUCCACCACACUACCGGACAAGUUCUCACCGGUAUGGCGAUCGGCAUCACGGCGGCUGUCUUUGCAUACAAACUCAACUAUCCGAUGCACGGAUGGUUCUAUGGGGAGCGCCAUGGGAACGGGGACAUCCCAGCGUAUGUUUUACCGCGCUACACACCGGCCCGCAGCGGCAGGCAAACGAUGCCAGAUGGGACGGUCGCCCCGCGUGAUUACUCGGCGGAAGAAGGCUCGCGUGCUAACCUGCAGAACGAGAUGUCUGGGACUGCGAUUCAAGUGGAUUAGACUUCUCUCAUAUAGAAUCCCUAUGUACAUAAUACGUCUAUAUACUGUAUCAUAUUUUUAGAAAAUCUGCCGCAUGCGUGAG